AUGACCGAAGAGGCAGUUGGAUCAACACUGCGCUCAGGUUCAUACAGUUUCGAGUGGACCAACUUACAUUUGCCAAGAGCAGAGACAGAUCCCCUUCGAUACGAAUAUGAUACCUUGGGCGCAAGCGCCCUCGCAAAGCUUCAGGAAAUCGCAAAAGCAAAAGGCCUCACUGAUGACCCAAGGAAACGUCCGGACUUGUAUCAGCUAUUGGUAGAGCACCACGACAGCUGCGAGGAGCUGCGCAAAUUUUGGGAACAGGUACACACUGUUCCCGAUUGGGUUGACUGGAAACAGUUAGAGCGCGGUCAGCGAUUCUUUUACCGCUAUGCAGCAGCCAACCUGAUGGGAUUUGCCCUACAAGGGUUCGUGGGCGAAAAUAGUGCUGCCUCUGGAGUUGUCGAGGUUCUUGUCCGUACUGGUGGAUUCUCAACUCGUGUUCUUCUGCAUCGUCUCCUCGAGACAUUUCAAUGGCUUUUACAAGUCACAGAAAGCCUAUCGGCGGUCAAACCAGGAGGCUCAGGGCACAUAAGCACAAUCCGUGUUCGACUUUUGCAUGCCUCGGUGCGACAACGAAUUCUUAAACUGGUCGAAGGCAGACCUAAAUACUUCAACGUUGAAAAGUAUGGCGUGCCCAUAAACACUCUGGACAGCAUACACUCGAUUGCGACGUUCUGCUGCAAUCACAUGUGGCUGCAACUUCCACGCAUGGGCGUAUAUCCCACAGCGCAAGAGAAAGAAGACUAUAUCGCUCUCUUUCGCUACCUCGCCUAUCUUCUCGCCACUCCCGACGAAUACUUUGAGUCGGUCGCACGGGCAAAGGCCGUCAUGGAGUCGAUGCUGGUGCAUGAACUUGAGAUCACUGACACCAGUCGCGUGGUGUGUUUCAACUUUAUCAAGUGCCUGGAGGAUCUGCCGCCCUUUAAUGUCUCCCGGAGCUUCAUCGAAGCCGGCAGCCGUGUUCUCAAUGGCGACGAGAUGGGCAUUGUUGGCUGGUGGCCAGCCUUGCCUUCGCCCAGCGAGCGAGCCCUGCGCUUGACCGGUGGAUUAUUUCCAAAUGGAGAGACCUGCUUCACUCGGCAGUGA
This is a messenger RNA of Pestalotiopsis fici W106-1, 1083 nucleotides long. RefSeq lists its product as uncharacterized. The record is from RefSeq and is a predicted model, not a curated record. Lineage: Eukaryota; Fungi; Ascomycota; Sordariomycetes; Amphisphaeriales; Sporocadaceae. The transcript has 5 exons. Gene Ontology annotation, molecular function: oxidoreductase activity. The coding region runs from base 1 to 1083 and encodes 360 amino acids.